This is a messenger RNA of Drosophila mojavensis, 5399 nucleotides long. RefSeq lists its product as uncharacterized. Gene Ontology annotation, molecular function: protein heterodimerization activity. Gene Ontology annotation, cellular component: transcription factor TFIID complex. The record is from RefSeq and is a predicted model, not a curated record. The transcript has 7 exons. Lineage: Eukaryota; Metazoa; Arthropoda; Insecta; Diptera; Drosophilidae. The coding region runs from base 93 to 4799 and encodes 1568 amino acids.
UCCCUUGUAUGUUACUCAACACUAGGAGAGUACCAACACAUGCAAAUAAAUAAAACAAAAUUUUUUCUGAAAGUCGUCAGCCCGUAAAGACGAUGACUGAAAAAUACACUUCUGAGUUAUUGGGUGUUGUUAUAGCCCAAAUAGCGCAAACUAUUGGGUAUAACAGAACCCAGAGUGUGCCGCUAGAACUGCUAGAGGACAUUUUAUUGCGUUUUAUCCAAGAACUGGCACGGGACCUACACAGCCAAGCCGAGCACGCAAAUCGCAUUGAGCCAAAUUUGAAGGAUGCAGUGCUGAGCCUAAAAAAUGUUAACAUUAACGUACCCGAGCUACUAGAUUAUAUUGGAAAUGUGGAGCCAAUACCAUUCGUUCGCGAAAUACCAGCAUAUCCAGUAAAGAGAAAUUCAAACAUGAAUUUCCUAAAGCCCGGCAGUGUAGAGACUCUCACGAGGCCCGUUCACAUAUUUGAAUACCUGCCACCGAUGUUGCCUACAGAACCAACGCCAACUGUCUCCUGUUCCAACUCUACCUCCUCAAUCAGAUGGCCAGAGAAAUCGGAGCACGAACAUCUUCAACUAUGUAAACUGGAAUCAAAUCGAGAGUUUACAACGACGAAGCUAAUUCAAGAUGUGAAGAACCACUUUCCUGCUACGGCAACUGUCGUCGGUGGAAUAUCGAAGUUGUCCACUCAAAAUUCAUCCUCUACUGACAACUUGGAUCAUAAUGGUCAUGCAAUACGAGAGAUCAGUAGCGUCGUUAUGACGACUGGAGGGUUCAUAUCGCCGGCAAUUGAGGGCAAAUUACCAGAAGCUUACGUACCAGACAUUAUUGAAAAAUUCAAAGGGCUAGACGCACCUUCUAUUCCGCAUGUGCCUAAAUUAUUGGAAAUACAAAAGGAUGCCACAAAUGAUGCCGUUGAUAUUUCAAAAAUAAAAAAAUUGGAUUCUCUAGAGCUUUUGCCAGAUAUUGCAAUGAUCGACCAAAAGUCCCCAUGUGAUGGUCCGACCAUAUCGAAUGAAAUUAAUAAAGGUAAUGAGGAAGGAAGCUCUGCUGCGACAGGAGCGACAGCGUUUGCAACACUAGCCCCGAACACAAAACUUAAGAAAAGCAAAAAGAAAAAUAUAUCUACUGGUCAGACGACAAAUGAUUCAAGUUCUGUAAAAGCUGUGGAUAAGGCUCGGCGGAAAGCUUUGAAAAUUUUUCAAAAGUUGUCAAAGAAUCAAAUUGAAGGUGGCAGCAGCGGCAGCAAUGUGAUUGACUUGAAGAAAAUGAAAAUCCUAAAUCGUGGCAUAUUAUCCGAUUUGCCAGAUGGUUCAACAGAGCGAGCGCAAUUUGAGAAAUUGAUAAAAAAGCAAACAAAACUAAGGCAGAAGCAAAUAAAAUACCAAAAGCAACAACAGCUUCAGGAGCAGCCGCAGCAGCCGCUAUGUCAAUUUCAAUCAACUUCCAAGUUCAGUAUAGAUGCAAUGAACACUAUGCCAGUGAAUCCAUUCAAUAGCGUAAAUCCUGAACCACUUGAGCAGCCCGUGAGUGAAGUGGGAUUUCUUCCUCCUGCUGCCAUGCACUUGGAAGACAAAGAAGCAUAUAACAUAGCCACAGCGCCCAACUUAGCAAUUGAAUUGAUUGACGAAAUAAAACUAGCUAACGAACCAGAUCGGAAUAAAUUGAAUAUUUUUAAGAAGAUCUCCAAGCAAAAGGCUAGCAAAUUGAAUGUUUCUUCGAAUGCAUAUGAAAAUGCCAACAAUGUAGCAUCGCCGUUAAUCAAUUUGCCAUCCGGUACAACUAUAACACCAGCACCGCCAGCCCCAAGUGUCAAUGAGAAUAUAACUAAUACUAAUUCAAAUUUGUCAUUGGGUAAUUUGACAACAUACGAUUACUUAGACACCUAUCCGCAAUUGCCUCCAGCAGCAACCAAUUUACCGAAUAAUGAUUUGAAUAAACCAAAAAAACGUGGCCGUAAACCAGGAGGCAAAAAUCAAUGCAGGCCUCAAGGACCCUCAUUAACUAACAUGUCGUCCAUACCUUCGUCUAUACAGAUACAAAAGAAAACAAAAGCCUCGAAGCUGAAUCCAGUUUAUACAUAUCAAGACGGUACUACAGUGAUGCCAACCUUGUCCACUGCUGUCCCCAUACCCCUAACAUUUCAUAUGCCUGUGAUGGAGCCCCUGAAUCUAAGUCAUGUCGAUCAAUUGAAAAGUAAUGUAAAUUUUGCGGACAAUCAGGGUGAAAACAAGGUUCAAAAACCUAAAGAAAAAAAGGAGAGAAAAAAAUCGAAAACAAAAUAUCAGGACAGCAAUAUUAUUGACAAUACGCGAGAAUUGAAUAAAAAGAUUUGUUUAAUGGAUUCAGAUAUGAAAAUGUCGAAGGACUCAACGCUUGUCAUAGGGGCGGAAUCGGAUACAAAGCUAGUUGGAAGUCUUAGCUUUGCAAGUAACUCUGGGCCAAGAACAGCAAACAAUUUUUCAAGCUCAAACAAUGAGCGAAAUAUAAUGCCAAUGCUACCCUUAUUGCACUUUCCUCCACGACCUGGCCUAAUACCAACGGGUCCAGGCUUAUUUCCACCGAAUUUAACUGGCUUUAACAAGUCGGUUGCCUGCGGCACGGCCUCUAAUUUAAUUAUGCCACAUUCGUUUAUGAACUUCUCAGCUACAGCUCCGGAUAAUAAAGCAAAUGCUCUGAGUGGAGUAAUGCCGCUGUCAGACAUUCAUGUGGAGCGCAGCUAUUGCAAUGUUGCGCCGCUGGUGCCAGACUCUAUGAAAUUGCCAACUUUGCCAGUUGAAGGCGUUAACCUUAAGUCACCCCAUCGAAUGCUAAGCAACGAAUUAGCUGAUGCAGAAGUAGCUCAUAGAUCAACUGUCGUUCAGGCUGAUAAUGAUGACACCACUAACACUAGAAAGGCACAAGCCAAAUUAUUGUCAGCUGCAACAGGCAACGUCGGUGAUCCCAUUGAGGUAUCCGAUUCGGACUCAAACGACGGCGAAUCCAAGGCUAAUAACAGUCUAUCACCUCGUCACAAAUCAAACAUAAAGCAACCGUCGAGUCUUAUGAAUCCAGGUAUUGGCAUUGAAGCAUGUCAACUAUAUGCGAUCAAUUCCAAUCCCUUGCUGCAACCACAAUUCAAUAGGCAACCUCAUACAGAAACUUUAAAAAUGCGUCAAACUGAUGAGAACUUAUUGUCCGUUGCGCCACCGCCACCACAACCAACGACAGCAACAGCAACAGCAACAGCAGCAGCAGCAGCAGAAGUAGGAGCCGCAGCAACAAAACAAACAACGGCAGCAACGACAACACCAUUUAAGAUAAACUUCAUGGGUAGCGAUAAAUUUAGCCUUGCUGGUGGCGCAGAUCUAAUACCCCUGUCGCGGAUUGACAGUGGCUUGGCAUAUUCGUCCUUGACAGUUCCAUCAACAAGUCUAGCACUUGGCGCCACUUCUGGUGCACCAACAACCACAUCCGCUGAUGCAAUAGCACCAACAACAGCAGCAGCAGCCGAACCACAUUUCCUUGGAACUCUUGGCUAUGACGAUUUAACGAUUACCCCAACCAAUAGUAUGACAAUCAGUGAACUUAAAAUUCGAAAGUUGCAUAAAAAAUUUAAAAAGCCUAAAGAGGGAAAGAUAAAAAAAAAGAAAGACAAAAAAGACAAAAUCCGCAAUAAAUGUAAGGCGGAUGAUAUGGAUGUCUUAUCUAGUGAAAAGAUAAAAAGCGAAGAGAAAAAAUUAAGAAAGGAUAAGAAACGAAAAAAACAAUUGCCAACGGAUAGAUUACAAAUAAUGAAAGAGAACCACGAAGCAGGAGAAGGAAGAGGAAGCAGUGAUAUGAAGCAAUCAAAAAAUAUUACUGUAGGUGCCGUGGGUCUUACAGUAGUUGGAGGAGACGUCGACGCUUUAGCUCCAUCGACAGUUGGUCACUCAAUACCGAUGACCCCAAAUUUGAUAGCGUCACCCAAGUUAGACCUCUCACCUAACCACGUACCAAAGUUAACACUAAAGCUUAGUGGAAGAUCAACACCCUCACAGCCCACAGUCGACGGAAUGGAUCAUGAACAUAAUGCGCUAGUAACUAAUACAACGGGACACCCUCCUCAGACGGCAAGCACAUUGACUAAAAGGGAGCAUUCGCCAGAAUUGGCUAGAUUCUCGCCACUUGUAACUCGAGCUCCGAAGCCAAAGCAAUGCGAAACGCAAAAUUUGAAUUUAUCUAUGGCCCCAUCUGCUUCUGUUUCUACGGUUAGUACCAAAACACAGGCUAUUCCACCCAUGAUGUCGCCGGCGUUGACGAUGCCACUGAUAAGUACCCAGCCGCCAGCUCUAUCUGCUCUAACUGGAGCCACAGCAAACAAUUGGACUUCAAAUGCGGCCACAUCAACAAUAUCGGCUAGUUCGGUUCUAUUACCCCAACAAUUAAUGCAGCCAACCUCAUCGUCAUCAUCGUCCUCAUUGUCAUUGUCACCUUUAAAGCAGAGCUCAAGACCUAGUGGAGCAUUGAAUGCAACGAAAGUAUCUGACGGCACGCCCACUCUAACAACGGCACAGAGUGCAGAACUAAGUCGUCCUUCGUCUUAUGUUGAUGCUGAUGGCUAUCGCAUCUGGAUUUGUCCGGCAUGUGGAAAAGUUGAUGAUGGCUCCGCCAUGAUCGGUUGCGACGGAUGCGAUGCAUGGUAUCAUUGGAUAUGCGUGGGCAUACUUGUGGCUCCAAACGAUAAUGAAGAUUGGUUUUGUCGCGUUUGCGUAUCUAAGAAAAAAGUGAGUGGCUCCGAAAAAAAGAAGAAGCGGAACAAAAAAAAGUUAACUUCUUAAAUAGCGUCAAGAGGAAAUUUAUAACUGAUUAAAUAUUAAUCAAUCUAUGUAUGUGUAUAUCCAAUUGCAAUUGUUAACUAUUAGUUAAUAAAAAAUAAAUGCUUGAUGUCAUUUUGGUCACGAUUUGUAUACACCAUAGGAAAUGCAAAACCAAUUGAAGGUAUUCAGCUGUGUAGAGUAUAGUUCUAUAGAAUUUUUGCAAUAAUGUAUGUAGUGUAUAUAAUGUACAAGUUUAUAAUAUAUAUUAUUAGAUAGAAUAGUUUUCAGUCCAGCAAAAUAUAUAUAUUUCAUAUUUCUCAAUCGCUGACGUUAAUUUAAAUUUAAUAAUAUGCAAAAACUGUUGACUAAUGGAAGUAACGAUAUAGUAGAAAUUGGAAAAGACAUCCAUGAUUAGCUCUGUAUGCCGUAAUUUGUUUUUUUUUUUUUUUCCUUUUUAGAUUUCGAUUUCACAAUUAGUAGACAUAUUUAGUUGUAUAGAAAAAUUAUACACAUUUAAUUAACUAGGGCUCGAGUUAAUCAAAGCAUAUUAAUUCGGAUUUAAUUACAUAUUAAAUGUAAUUUGGAUAUAAUGUUCCAGCUCAUUAGAUUUGAUAUAAACAA